Molecule: messenger RNA, 2753 nt
Organism: Homo sapiens (human)
Lineage: Eukaryota; Metazoa; Chordata; Mammalia; Primates; Hominidae
Gene: TAF4
Product: TATA-box binding protein associated factor 4
Biological process (GO): DNA-templated transcription initiation; DNA-templated transcription; mRNA transcription by RNA polymerase II
Cellular component (GO): transcription factor TFIID complex; nucleus
Molecular function (GO): protein heterodimerization activity; RNA polymerase II-specific DNA-binding transcription factor binding
Source: RefSeq, marked reviewed
AUUUUUAAGGAUGGAAAAAUAGAAGCAGAAGAUUUCACAAGCAGGUUAUACCGAGAACUUAAUUCUUCACCUCAACCUUACCUUGUGCCUUUCCUGAAGAGGAGCUUACCCGCCUUGAGACAGCUGACCCCCGACUCCGCGGCCUUCAUCCAGCAGAGCCAGCAGCAGCCGCCACCGCCCACCUCGCAGGCCACCACUGCGCUCACGGCCGUGGUGCUGAGUAGCUCGGUCCAGCGCACGGCCGGGAAGACGGCGGCCACCGUGACCAGUGCCCUCCAGCCCCCUGUGCUCAGCCUCACGCAGCCCACGCAGGUCGGCGUCGGCAAGCAGGGGCAACCCACACCGCUGGUCAUCCAGCAGCCUCCGAAGCCAGGAGCCCUGAUCCGGCCCCCGCAGGUGACGUUGACGCAGACACCCAUGGUCGCCCUGCGGCAGCCUCACAACCGGAUCAUGCUCACCACGCCUCAGCAGAUCCAGCUGAACCCACUGCAGCCAGUCCCUGUGGUGAAACCCGCCGUGUUACCUGGAACCAAAGCCCUUUCUGCUGUCUCGGCACAAGCAGCUGCUGCACAGAAAAAUAAACUCAAGGAGCCUGGGGGAGGUUCGUUUCGGGACGAUGAUGACAUUAAUGAUGUUGCAUCGAUGGCUGGAGUAAACUUGUCAGAAGAAAGUGCAAGAAUAUUAGCCACGAACUCUGAAUUGGUGGGCACGCUAACGCGGUCCUGUAAAGAUGAAACCUUCCUCCUCCAAGCGCCUUUGCAGAGAAGAAUAUUAGAAAUAGGUAAAAAACAUGGUAUAACGGAAUUACAUCCAGAUGUAGUAAGUUAUGUAUCACAUGCCACGCAACAAAGGCUACAGAAUCUUGUAGAGAAAAUAUCAGAAACAGCUCAGCAGAAGAACUUUUCUUACAAGGAUGACGACAGAUAUGAGCAGGCGAGUGACGUCCGGGCACAGCUCAAGUUUUUUGAACAGCUUGAUCAAAUCGAAAAGCAGAGGAAGGAUGAGCAGGAGCGGGAGAUCCUGAUGAGGGCAGCAAAGUCUCGGUCAAGACAAGAAGAUCCAGAACAGUUAAGGCUGAAACAGAAGGCAAAGGAGAUGCAGCAACAGGAACUGGCACAAAUGAGACAGCGGGACGCCAACCUCACAGCACUAGCAGCGAUCGGGCCCAGGAAAAAGAGGAAAGUGGACUGUCCGGGGCCGGGCUCAGGAGCAGAGGGGUCGGGCCCCGGCUCAGUGGUCCCAGGCAGCUCGGGUGUCGGAACCCCCAGACAGUUCACGCGACAAAGAAUCACGCGGGUCAACCUCAGGGACCUCAUAUUUUGUUUAGAAAAUGAACGUGAGACAAGCCAUUCACUGCUGCUCUACAAAGCAUUCCUUAAGUGACACAGGAGGACGCCUGGGGACUUUUUAUAUAUUUGCAGAUUACGCCUUUUUGUAACGAGCAAAUGGGAUAUUGUUUAAAAAACAGCCACCUCUUUACAAUGGAACAGUUUUAUAUUCCUGUUUCUAAAUCAGCUCUUCAGUGUGAAAGAAAACACGUUUCUGUAACAGAGAGAACACAAAGGCCUGUGGAUACUCUUAAAGGACAAUUAAAUCUUAACUCAUCUUGAUUGAGUGGCCUUCCUGCCAAACAAGCCAUAUAUAAAGACUGAUGGAAUCGUUAGCAAAUAAUUAGCUGCCCUCUGUCAACUCAUAGCAGUUUCUGCAUUAUUUGUGCAUUUUGGUUUAGUUCUACCUAACUUACUAUGUAGGUGUAUGUCUACAGCCGAUGACCUCAUUUCGUUUAUUUUAUUUUUGUAAUAGUCAGUUGGCAAAGCAAACUGAUUUUUUAGACUAUUUAUCUUCCUUCCCUUCCCCUCCCACCCCGCUCUCCUCUCUGCCCCCUGCCCUCCCCUCCCCUCCCUUCCCCUCCACUCCGCUGAGAAUCCUGGAGGAAUACACAAUUCAUCGUUGCACCCCCACCUCAGAGUGUAAUCGCAUUUCUGCUUGGUAGAGGCCGAGCCCAGCAAAGGUGGCUCCUUCUGAAUGUGUGGUCAGCAUCUGUACAAAUGCAUUUUAUUUGCUAUAGUUUGUAAAGCUGUAAAGUUAAAAGAGAUGAAAACCUUUUCAGCAUAAAUAUAUUUUACUUGCACUGUGUUUUUUAGCUAAAAGUGAAAACCUAGAUUAAAUAAAAUCAAAGUUGAGAAGAAUCAUCAAAAGACUGUUUCUCGGUGUGAAUCAAGUGUUGAAAAAUGGUUGGUGUAUUUUGUCAGUAAUUGUACAUAACUUUUGGCACAUGACAUAGAAAUGGCUAUGUAAACUAUAAUUAUUUUGCUAAGAGACUGUAUGCAAGCCUUGGGCCGACUUUACAGACGUCCAGAGCAAAGCCCCUUCUUUGUACCUAUUUUUUUAUUACAAAUAUACUAAUUGGUUCUUUCUAUUUUCAGAGGUUAUUGUAUGAAAUUGUCUAUUGAUAGUACUUUUAUGACUGUAAAUACUCUGGCUUUCUCCGUGUGAAUUCUCACAUUAGACUUUAAUUCGAGCGCGUGUGAACUGAACGCUGAUCAGUAUUUUUUAUCAACACCUGAGAACUGUUACACCUUUUAUUUUGUCUUUUAGGAAAUCCCUGUCUUUCCAUUUUUUCAUGUAAAUUUUGCACAGUUACUUGUUCAUAUGUAAAUAUUUUACUUUCAGAAAUGAAGUUUUUAAUUGCUAUUGUUUUAUAUAGGAUUGAAAGAAAAUUAACUCCUUUAUUAAAAACAAAUUUAUCUGUA